Molecule: messenger RNA, 567 nt
Organism: Symbiodinium sp. CCMP2456
Lineage: Eukaryota; Dinophyceae; Suessiales; Symbiodiniaceae
Source: the annotation of a GenBank genome assembly
GCCGACACCGGCUGCAUGAAGGGCAUGCCCCAGACAGCCAAAAUUGCCGCCUUGACCCUGCUGCCGGAGCCUGUGGUGGCAGAAGAGGAUCCCAAGUCUUCGCGCUACAAGCGGGUGCUCGACCAGCCCCUGGAGGGCCGAGGGCGCCUCAAGGGGCAGCUGGAAGAUGGGAAACCCGACCCAAGGACCCGUGCUGCCAGCGCUGAUGGCCCCAAGAGCCCUGCUAUACACAGAGUGCCGCGGAGGCCAUGGGGCUCUGCCCUGGUGAAGCCACGCCGGGGCCCAAAGUCGGCCGCAACCGGCGCAGCGACAGAGGCCGGGGCAGGCACCAGUUGCCCAUCGUCGCAGGCACUGCUUCGGCGCCCUCCUCGCCCCGAUGCAGACGCGCCGCGUUCCGAGGCCGCCCGCGCCGGGGCGCUGGCGGCGAUGGCGGCGGACGAUGCAAUGCAGGACUUGCUGCAAGGCUUCCUGUCUGAGCCCGAGGAUACGCAUGAGCCCAGGAACCGGCCUGCUCCUAUUUCUGGCGAUGGCGGGAUGUACUCCUCUGAGAGCGAACCUGACGAGUGA